CUUAAGAAACAUUCAAACAUUGACGAAAAGUUUUCUCUUUCAAUGCAUUAAAAUCCCAUUACUCAUUCAUUUCUGAGUGAUUCAUUUUUUUUUUUCUCUCUGUAUUUGUUUGCCAUGAAAAAUGCCGUCUUUAUGGAAAGCAUUUUCACUAUCUUCAAGCUCUCAACACUCUUCUUCUUCUUCUAGUAAUACUUCUUCUCCGGCCGAUUCACCGAAUACCCGGCGGAUUUACGGCGGUGGAAGGAAGCUUACUAGGCAGAGGAAGUUGAGACAUGUUAGUGAUGAUGAUCUUGGUUUACGGAGACCUAAUAUUCAGGCACUGAUUAUUGAUGAACGUUCAAAGUCUUUGCCGGGUUCUCCUGAUUCUUACGCUGAUUUCGGGUCGGGUUCUAGGUCGUCUCACCACCUCCGUCACUGUUCUAAUUCCUCUGCUGUGCCACUGCCGUUGCCGCUCCCUGAGCUCAAUUCUCUGCCUAAACAGAACUCGGUUCACUCUAAUUUGCCGGUUAGAGUUGACAGGGAGCUUUUAAGUCCUCCUCUUGCCAGGGAAUCUUUUGAUCGAACUCCAGCUGAGGUGAAAAGUUCUCAGCAUCCAAGAUCAUCUACUCCAACUUAUCGGCGUAGGGGUUUCCCUCAGGAUCUGAACGCCGAGGGUGUUGAAUUCAGGUUGAACGUUCCUGCUAGAAGUGCCCCAAGUAGUGGUUUUACAAGCCCUGUCCGAAGCCCAAAAAGGUUUAGCACACAGGACCUUUUUCAUCAUCCAUUGCAUCAGGCCUCAUCAUCAACUUCAGAGGCAUACGCUUUCCAACUUUCACCCACAAGGGUUAUAAAUAGCGCUGAUCAUUCUCCAGUGAGUAGCCCAAUUUUACCAAGUUCAGCUAACAGAAUCAGGAACAGCAGAAGUAUUGCUUUGCAUUCACAUCAUAAAUCUCUUCCGGAAAGUUCUCUAGGUUGGAAUGAAGCUAACAACAACAAUGUGCAUCCACUACCCCUUCCACCAGGUGUUCCACGACAACCAGACUUAUGUACCAUGCACAGCAAUAUGGAUAAACCUUGCGUAUCACCAACAAAGGGUCAAUGGCUAAAGGGGAAGCUUUUAGGUCGUGGUACAUAUGGAAGUGUAUAUGAAGCUACCAACUGUGAAACCGGUGCUUUAUGUGCAAUGAAAGAAGUUGAUCUUACUCCUGAUGAUCCUAAAUCUGCUGAAUGUAUAAAGCAGUUAGAACAGGAAAUAAGAGUUCUCCGGCAGUUAAAGCACCAAAAUAUUGUUCAAUAUUAUGGCAGUGAAAUAAUGGAAGAUCGCUUUUGCAUAUAUUUGGAAUAUGUGCACCCCGGUUCAAUUAAUAAGUACGUUCGGGAACAUUGUGGAGCUAUGACAGAGUCAAUAGUUCGAAACUUUACUAGGCAUAUUGUAUCAGGGUUGGCUUACUUGCAUAGCACUAAAACAAUACACAGGGACAUUAAGGGAGCAAAUUUGCUUGUAGAUGCAUCUGGUGUUGUCAAGCUUGCAGAUUUUGGGUUAGCAAAACAUGUAAUGCAGGCUGUGUUGCGCAAAGAUGCCAAUCCAGAGCUUGCCUUAGCUGUUGAUAUAUGGAGCCUGGGCUGUACUGUUAUUGAGAUGUUUACUGGACAGCCCCCUUGGGGCGAACUUAGUUGGGUGCAAGCAAUGUUCGGUGUCUUGAACAAAUCACCACCUAUACCAGAAAAAUUAUCAUCAGAAGGAAAAGAUUUCCUUCAGUGCUGCUUUCGGAGGAAACCUGCAGAUAGGCCAUCAGCUAUGAUGCUACUUGAACAUGCUUUUUUACGUAGUACUAGUUCCCUUGAGCAUAGUAUCAAUGUUGCUGGUUGCUCAGAGGAUUCUCCGGGGAAGAAAUUCCAUGAUACCCUGAGUCCUAAGAACCCAAUGAACCACAAAAAGGAACAAAAACCACUAUUACCAGGAACAUCUGGCAGGCAAGCAAAAUCACCAUGUAGCAGUGAAACUUGCCGGCAAACUCAACCUGAAACCUGUGAAUAUGGAGCAACUUCUCACCAUUCUCCACGUUCUGCACUUGAAGUCUUUCCCUGUAUUACUUCAAUGGAGCUGAACUCGAGUUCACGUGCAGCCAGCCCCUCAAGCGUUCCUAGUAGCUUUCGCCUGGGACCUGAAAACAGAAGUCCUUAUAGAAUCAUAGGGAAGGAAAUUCCAAACCUCUGUAUAAGAUCAUAAAUGAAUGGAGAGGAGGGAAAUUCAUGUACAGAUCAGGAGAAUUAGAUACAGAAAACUUCAGUCGGAUGAUUAGUCAAAAUGUUGCCAUAUGUAAUAUUCAUGUUGUAUUUGAAGGCAUACAUAUCUUUGUAACAUAUUCAUGAAGAAUUGAAGAUGAUUCUGAAGUUAGUAGUGUAUUUUAGAUUGAAAACA
Solanum pennellii is the source of this 2401-nucleotide messenger RNA. Its product is annotated as mitogen-activated protein kinase kinase kinase 5-like. The transcript has 10 exons. The coding region runs from base 122 to 2209 and encodes 695 amino acids. Gene Ontology annotation, molecular function: ATP binding; protein kinase activity. NCBI's taxonomy places the organism in Eukaryota, Viridiplantae, Streptophyta, Magnoliopsida, Solanales, Solanaceae. Gene Ontology annotation, biological process: protein phosphorylation. The record is from RefSeq and is a predicted model, not a curated record.